AUGGGCCCUCGCCAAGUUCUUGUUGCUGGUGCCACUGGUUUUGUAGGCGGCUCAGUGCUGACCCAAGUGCUCUCCUCCAAGGAUCCCAACAUUAGAGCGUUACACCUCACAGCAGUUGUGCGCCUUCAAGACCAAGCCGACGUUCUAACUAAGAUCGGCGUCAGAACCGAGCUGUUCAAAAGCUUGGACGACACUGAGCAACUGCGGCGCCUUGCGUCGGAGCACGACAUUGUUGUCCACGUUACCGACUUUGCAAGCCUGUACGGACAUUUCCUGAGCAAAAUUCUUGCGAUCAUCCUCUUCUCCAUGUCCAUUGCGCUACCCGAGACGCUGCGAUGGCUUGCUCGCAAUGGCUUCACGCAGGAAUGCCUCCAGACGCUGGCCGAUCUGCACACGCCUGACGUGAACACGGAGGAACCCCACAUUCAACAAGGGAUGCUGGAGAUCAAGGAGGCUGUGAGAUAUGAAGCCAGUCUGGGCCAGUCGACGUGGGUUGAAAUGUUCACCCGUUACCGAAAAAGAACAUUCGUUGGUAUCACCGCCCAGAUGUUUGCUCAGCUCAACGGUAUAACCGUCAUAUCGUUCUACCUGUCAACGACUCUUGCCAGCGCAGGCCUCGAUGACCGGAGAUCCCUUCUGUACACUGCAGCCAACUCGAUUCCCUACGUCGCUGCUACGAUCCUCACCUGGUGGCUGGCCGAUAAAUGGGGUAGAACGCCGAUUCUCAUACUUGGAGGCUCGCUUAUGGCUGUUGCACUCUGUGUCAUCUGUGCCUUCACAGAAGCCCCUAUCACAAACUCUUGGGUACGCGUGCACGGCAUCUACGCAUUCGUCGUCAUCUAUAACGCAAUCUACAGAUUCACGUGGGGACCGAUCCCGUGGCUGCUCCCAGCUGAAGGGUUCCCUUUGCGAGCGCGCAGCAAGGGAAUGGCACUAGCUACUUGCUCCAACUGGCUAUUCAACUUUGUGAUUGAAACAGCGAAACAUACCCUGGAGGGAAUUGCCAUAGCCUCUGGGGACAAGACCUUCACGAUGGACGAGGAGGUUGUGGUGGCUGCGCAGUUGGAUCACAUUGGAGAUGUGUCUAGGUCAGUGGUUGUUUGA
Messenger RNA from Emericellopsis cladophorae, 1104 nucleotides. RefSeq names its product General substrate transporter. Gene Ontology annotation, cellular component: membrane. Gene Ontology annotation, molecular function: 3-beta-hydroxy-Delta5-steroid dehydrogenase (NAD+) activity; carbohydrate:proton symporter activity. The record is from RefSeq and is a predicted model, not a curated record. Lineage: Eukaryota; Fungi; Ascomycota; Sordariomycetes; Hypocreales; Bionectriaceae. The coding region runs from base 1 to 1104 and encodes 367 amino acids. The transcript has 4 exons. Gene Ontology annotation, biological process: transmembrane transport; carbohydrate transport; steroid biosynthetic process.